Messenger RNA from Zymoseptoria tritici IPO323, 675 nucleotides. RefSeq lists its product as uncharacterized. The record is from RefSeq and is a predicted model, not a curated record. Bases 1 to 675 code for a protein of 224 amino acids. Lineage: Eukaryota; Fungi; Ascomycota; Dothideomycetes; Mycosphaerellales; Mycosphaerellaceae. The transcript is spliced from 6 exons.
AUGAAGCUCUACAUCCACGCCAUCCUCGCCACCGCCAUCACCCUCGUAAGCGCCGAAUGGCAACCCUGCGCCCACGGCGGAGAGGGAAAUUGGUCAUGGUUCGAGAUGGAUCUUGGAGGAUGUGUCCGGUGGAGAGAGGUCUUGCAGGAGACGAGGCGAUGGAACUUGGUCGGAGGCGAUGCUGUACCCUCUCCCGCUCUUCCUCUCCUCCCUCUCAAACAUCCUGUUCACACUUUCAAGCUCUCUGGUACAGUCAUCUCUCUCGUCCAACCAGAACGACCCAAACCGCCGAAUCCCACCUAUCAUCUCAGAAUGAAGCUCCACGUCUUCGGAAUCAUCGCUGUCGCCACUCUGGUGACCGCUUGGCGUCCCUGCGCCAAGGGCGGAGAAGGAGCGGGUUGUGGUGCCUGGCCAUGCUGUGGACACUACGGAUGCGGUCACGACAAUCAAUGUCACCUUUCGGGACGGGUAUUGCAGGACGGGGUAGGGAGGAAGGGUGGAGGGAUGGAAGGAGGUCUUGCAGAAGCAUGCUGUAUGGUGCGAGACGCAUAUCCGGGAACCUUAUCGACGGAGAUCAAGGUCCCAGAAUUCGGAGCACUUCCUUCGCCGAUGAACAAAGUGAACAAGAGUCGAUGCACAACUCUCGACUCUGCUUCUUACAAAAUCUCCGGAUGA